Messenger RNA from Entrophospora candida, 1552 nucleotides. NCBI's taxonomy places the organism in Eukaryota, Fungi, Glomeromycota, Glomeromycetes, Entrophosporales, Entrophosporaceae. The record is from the annotation of a GenBank genome assembly.
UGCUAGAGAGUUAUACACGUUUCAUCCUUCAUUAUACUCCAAAGCUUUAUACUCUGAUCGUUAUGUGGUAAAACGAUUUAAUAAUUUUCAAAGUUUAAAACAUCAUAGAGGUUGCGUAAAUUCAGUUUUUUGGAACGAGGCUGGCAACUUGAUCAUAUCUGGUUCAGACCCAGAGAAACCUCUUGUUCAUUCAAUUCCAUCUGGUCACAAUGCAAAUAUUUUUUCUGCUCGUUUCAUGGCAAAAUCAAACGAUAGACACAUAAUUUCAUGUUCUGCUGAUGGUGUUAUUAGAUACACCGAUCUUGAGCAUAUUGUAGAAAAUGAUGCUAGUUGGUCUCCUUUACCUGAAUUUAAUUGUCACAGUUAUAUGGCGUUCGAAGUACUGCCAGAUCCAAAUGAUUCAAAUAUAUUUUUCUCAUGUUCCGCUGAUGGUCUAAUCAAUCAAUAUGAUCUACGAAUCAAAAAAUCGUGUCCAUGUAAUCAUUGUAAACAACACAUAUUUCUUGAUCUGAAUCCAACAAAUACGAGUAUAACCACUAUAUCCAUAAGACCUGAUAAUCCGGUAUAUAUGGCAGCUGCAUGUGAAGAUACUGUACGUAUUUAUGAUCGUAGAUAUGUAAUGAAAUCAUCAUAUCAUCGUGAAAGUCAAGUAUAUCAAUUCAUUCCAAAGUUAAUGCGUGAUAGUCCUGCCUCCACUCAAAAUAAAAUGACCAGUUUAAAGUUUGAUCCAUGUGGUGGUGGUGAUUUAUGUGCUAGUUAUAGCAAUAGUAAAAUUUAUUUGAUUAGGCCUAAUGCUGAUCAGAAAAAAAAAUCAUCUCAUAAAAGUUCUGUUAGUACUACAGCACCCAAGCGUAGCUAUAAUAAUAGUAGCAGUAGUGGUGGCAAUAAUAAUAAUGAUGAUGUUUUUUCUAAGAAAAAAGAAAAACAAAAACAAAUUAAUGACGAGGACAUUGAUAGGGGCACUGUUGAUCAUAAUUUGAUGAAUAAUGAUGAUAAUAACCAAAAUCACUCACACUUAUCACCAAUGGUUAGCAUGGAAGGUGUUGCUUGUGGUAGUGGUAGCAGUGAUGGUAAUGUAAAUAAUAUUGAUAGAGGGGGUAAAGCAACAACGAAAUAUGACGAGAAUAAUAAUAAUAAAGUUGAUGGUGUUAAUAGUGUUAAAUUUACUAUUAAGGAAGCUAAUUUUUUUGGUGCAAAUUCUGAAUAUAUCAUGUCUGGUUCAGAUGAUGGUAGAAUAUUUAUAUGGGAUAAAAUCACAGGAGAAGUAGUUAAUUUAUUAAAAGGCGACUCAAGAGUAGUUAAUUGUCUUCAACCACACCCACAUCUCCCAAUAUUAUGCACAUCUGGUAUUGAUAAUGAUGUAAAGAUUUGGUAUCCAGAGGGAGAAGAGAAUGAUCUUUCAGAUUUACAAAAAGUAAUAGAACGUAAUGAACUUGAAGUAAAGAAUAUCAAUGAAGAUAAUGAUCCAAAUCCCAUGUUGCUGUUCUCUGGUGAUUUUAUUCAGAUUAUUGAAGCUAUAAUCGGUCAAUCUGGAAGUCAUUUUACGGAUUGA